Messenger RNA from Oryctolagus cuniculus (rabbit), 1328 nucleotides. It is a transcript of the gene DKK1, whose product is annotated as dickkopf Wnt signaling pathway inhibitor 1. Gene Ontology annotation, biological process: negative regulation of canonical Wnt signaling pathway; multicellular organism development. The record is from RefSeq and is marked provisional. Gene Ontology annotation, cellular component: extracellular region. Gene Ontology annotation, molecular function: co-receptor binding; receptor antagonist activity. Lineage: Eukaryota; Metazoa; Chordata; Mammalia; Lagomorpha; Leporidae.
GUUCAGUGCUGCCUGCGGCUGGCAGUCGGGACGCGGAGACCCUGACCCCGCAGCCGCGCCAGCACGGCUUCCUUCGGGACCGGGCCUGCGAAGGGACGUGCCUCCUCUUUUUCCUUCUUUCUCCCACCGAGUCCUUCUGAAAUGACGGUUCUGGGCGCAGUGGCCGCCCCGCGGGUCCUGGUCGCCCUGGUAGCGGCGGCUCUUAGCAGCCACCCUCUGCUGGGAGUGAGCGCCACCUUGAACUCGGUGCUGGUCAAUUCCAACGCCAUCAAGAACCUGCCCCCGCCGCUGGGCGGCGCUAACGGGCACCCGGGCUCUGCAGUCAGCGCCACGCCCGGGAUUCUGUACGAGGGCGGGAACAAGUACUUGCCCCUUGACAACUAUCAGCCGUACCCGUGCACAGAGGACGAGGAGUGUGGCACGGAUGAGUACUGCGCGAGUCCCGCCCGCGGAGGGGGCGCCGGCGUGCAAAUCUGUCUGGCUUGCAGGAAGCGUCGAAAACGCUGCAUGCGUCACGCGAUGUGCUGCCCCGGGAAUUACUGCAAAAACGGAAUAUGCAUGCCUUCUGAUCACAAUCAUUUUCAUCGAGGGGAAAUCGAGGAAACCAUCGUCGAAAGCUUCGGGAACGACCACAGCACCUCGGAUGGGUAUUCCCGCAGAACCACCCUGUCUUCGAAAAUGUAUCACGCCAAAGGGCAGGAAGGUUCCGUCUGCCUUCGCUCAUCAGACUGCGCCACGGGGCUGUGUUGCGCCAGGCACUUCUGGUCCAAGAUCUGUAAGCCCGUCCUCAAGGAAGGUCAAGUGUGCACCAAGCACAGGAGGAAGGGCUCGCAUGGGCUGGAGAUUUUCCAGCGCUGUUACUGUGGAGACGGGCUGUCUUGUCGGCUGCAGAACGAUCAACAUGAAGCCAGUAACUCUUCCCGGCUUCACACCUGUCAGAGACACUAGACCAGUCGUGGACAUGCGGUGGACUCCUAUAAUAUAUACUAGGGAAACCUCUUAUGACUUUUCUCAGCUCAGUCCUAAGGAUGUACAAAUUCAAUGAUUACCAUUAAGCAUUCCAAUAAUACCUUCCGAAAAUCUGGAGUGUAAGAGCUUUGUUUCUUGAUGGAACUCCCCUGUGAUUGCAGUAAAUUACUGUGUUGUAAAUUCUCAGUGUGGCACUUAGCUGUAAAUGAAAUGAAACUUCUUAAUUAUUUUUCUAAAAGUGCUACAUUGUCUAUUGUUUCUCUUGUUAUGUAAAUGUUUGUAUACAUUGUUACCUUGACUCUGAUAAAUAUUCUAUAUUGAAUUGAAAUAAAUAAUUUCAGUUUAUGGUUCCAGUUCUU